GGGAUGCUCAAAGCCCCAUUGUGAAAUCCUUCCUGUCCAGCCAGGCUCCUCCUUCCUCCCCACCCCUUUAACAGACCCUUAAGCGGGCUCACACCAUUCUGCAGGUCUCAGUCUGCACCUUCACCAUGGCUUACAUAGCCAAGUCUUUCUACGACCUCAGCGCUAUCAGCCUGGAUGGGGAGAAGGUAGAUUUCAAUACGUUCCGAGGCAGGGCAGUGCUGAUUGAGAAUGUGGCCUCGCUCUGAGGCACAACCACUCGGGACUUCACCCAGCUCAACGAGCUGCAAUGCCGCUUUCCCAGGCGCCUGGUGGUUCUUGGCUUCCCUUGCAAUCAAUUUGGACAUCAGGAGAACUGUCAGAAUGAGGAGAUCCUGAACAGUCUCAAGUAUGUGCGCCCUGGGGGUGGAUUCCAGCCCACCUUUACCCUUGUCCAAAAGUGUGAGGUGAAUGGUCAGAACGAGCAUCCCGUCUUCGCCUACCUGAAGGACAAGCUCCCCUACCCGUAUGAUGACCCAUUUUCCCUCAUGACCGAUCCCAAGUUCAUCAUUUGGAGCCCGGUACGCCGCUCAGAUGUGGCCUGGAACUUUGAGAAGUUCCUUAUUGGGCCGGAAGGGGAGCCCUUCCGCCGCUACAGUUGCACCUUCCCUACCAUCAACAUUGAGCCUGACAUCAAGCGCCUCCUCAAAGUUGCCAUAUAGACACAAGCUUCUCAGCACACAGACCUAUUCCAUCCAGCCCUUAGGUAUCUUUCCUUAGGAUUCAGAAUGCCCUCAGGAGAUACUGCUGGACAAAAGCUUUCCCUUGGGAUCAGCCCCUUUCAUUGAAGAGCCUUGCCUUUCCGGUCUGCCUAUCUCCCUUCCCUCCCCCCCAACCUUCUGGUUGGUGAUUCUACUUGGAGCUCAAGACUUGGGUGGAUCUGGGCCUUCACAGAAUGAUGGCAUCUUCCUAAACUGUAUGGGCGGUGUCUGAGGAGUGUGAAGGGCUCGGAGCCAGCCUGCUAGAUGAGUCCAAUAAAGGGCAGGUGUGGAAAUGGC
Lynx canadensis (Canada lynx) is the source of this 1034-nucleotide messenger RNA. It is a transcript of the gene GPX2, whose product is annotated as glutathione peroxidase 2. Gene Ontology annotation, biological process: response to oxidative stress. Gene Ontology annotation, molecular function: glutathione peroxidase activity. The record is from RefSeq and is a predicted model, not a curated record. The transcript is spliced from 2 exons. Lineage: Eukaryota; Metazoa; Chordata; Mammalia; Carnivora; Felidae.